Capsicum annuum is the source of this 805-nucleotide messenger RNA. RefSeq names its product 5-methyltetrahydropteroyltriglutamate--homocysteine methyltransferase-like. The transcript has 3 exons. Gene Ontology annotation, molecular function: zinc ion binding; 5-methyltetrahydropteroyltriglutamate-homocysteine S-methyltransferase activity. Gene Ontology annotation, biological process: amino acid biosynthetic process. The record is from RefSeq and is a predicted model, not a curated record. Lineage: Eukaryota; Viridiplantae; Streptophyta; Magnoliopsida; Solanales; Solanaceae. Bases 279 to 620 code for a protein of 113 amino acids.
GGUCCAAAUUCCUUCCAGCGGGUCGUGCUGAACCCAUACACUGACCAAGGACAAUUUCCCCUCCAUUUUCAAAAUUAUUGCCGAAGUAGUAGAAAUUUGAAAAUACACAGCGUUUGCCCUCUCUGUCUCUUUAUCCGGCGAAACUGGUAGUUUCAUUCUGCUCGUUAUCUCAUACUUUUUGUUCGCUAGAUGGAUAUACCCAGACCCUCGGGAUUUGGUGCCAAUUCCAUAAGGUUGUUGCAGAACAACUCGACCUAAAACGUAAGCAAUAUGAAGACAUGAAAUUAGUCUUCACACCUUCUAUGUUCGCAGAAAGUGAAAGAGCAAGUGAGCUCAAUCAGGAGAUUAUCAACCUUGAGCACGCUAUGCAUGAAAUUCUGCAUAGAUUUUGCUUGGAGGGCCUUCGUCCCCCUGUCGAAAGAAAAAUGGCAUCUCACAUUGUUGGAAAUCCUCGUAUGGGCCCAAAGGGAGAGCUGAAAUUUGCUCUCGAAUCUUUCUGGGAUGGAAAGAGCACUGCUGAGGACUUAAAGAAGGUGUCUGUAGACCUCAGGUCAUCCAUCUGGAAACAGAUGUCUGAUGCUGGCAUUAAGUACAUCCCCAGCAACCAGAGGCGGAUCUAGGAUUUCGAGGUUGCGGGUGCCAUCUCACUUUUAAGUUAAAGCUACUACUCAAAAAGGAUAAUUUUUAUGGGUGUCCCACUGUAAUUUGGCUUGUUAGUAAGAGAUUUUUGAAGAAAAAUUUCAUUGUAACAUUGUCGAAGAACCUAAUUUUUACGAAUUCAGUUGGAAAUCAGUUAAUUUUUUGC